Messenger RNA from Daldinia loculata, 504 nucleotides. RefSeq lists its product as uncharacterized. Lineage: Eukaryota; Fungi; Ascomycota; Sordariomycetes; Xylariales; Hypoxylaceae. Bases 1 to 504 code for a protein of 167 amino acids. The transcript has 2 exons. The record is from RefSeq and is a predicted model, not a curated record.
AUGGUAGACUCAGGUUUACAAGUAACAGCUGCACCGAGAGAAGAUUCUACAGAUCAAGCAGAGUGCCAUGGAAUAUCAAACAUUGAUAACGACCAUGACGAAAGUAUAAUAUCGGGGGCAUUACUGCCAGCUAAUCAUCCAGAGCUUUACUCUCCACGCCUCGACGUAUCAACAACUUCAUUGGCCAACAUUGCAUUGGCAUCAUUCUGGCUACAGUACUGUUUACGUAACCAUCAACCCUGCGCGCAAUUUGACAAGCGUGGUCCAUUGCCUAGCCGUGUCAUCGAUGUCAGUCAGCCACAGCAACCUGUGCUGGUCGAAGGAAUGAAUCGCGUGGAGAACUAUAUCACAUUGAGCUACAAAUGGGGUGAAAGUGCCAAGUACUUCACCCUAGCACAAAACCUAUGUGAGCAUGAAGAGACAGGCAUCCCUCUAAUCUUCCUGCCCCGGACCUUCAAAGAUGCGAUGCACGUCACUCAUUCACUUGGAUUCCGUUGGCUAUAG